AUGAAUAGAAGCAGACAUCAAGAAGUCCAAUUCAAGGUGAACAACGUUGUAUGGCAAACCCUCACAUUCAUUCGGAAUAGUAUGUCCAACGGCAGCCUCAAGUCGAAGCAUUGGAGGGGAGUUAGACUUGGAGUUAACAUCCCGAGUCAUGCGACUCCAAGAAGGUCGCAGCCACUAGCUAUGACGAUCACAUGGAAGCCCCCGGAUCAACCGUGGCUGAAGCUCAACACGGAUGGAUCGUUUAACGAAUCAAAUGGUAAAGCCGGGGGAGGAUGCCUCAUUCGGGACCAUUCGGGUAGGCUAAUGGUGGCUUUUGCGCUACCACUAACCGCACAUUCAGUACUUGAGGCCGAACUAUUAGCCAUGCACCACGGUUUGGUAAUGGCCAAGGAAUUAGCAAAACCGAUCUGGCUCGAAGCGGAUGCCGAGCAAGCAAUCAAGUUAGUGGAGGGAAAAGAGUGGGGGCACGCGCACAUCCGCAGGACCAUGGUGCAUCUUGCCCUACACAAGUGGCACCUAACUCUCCGCACCACCUUCAUAAACCGAGAAGGAAAUAAGGCGGCCGAUCUCCUUGUGAAAAUGGGUCUGGAGCUUAGUGAUAGACAAGUGUGGGACGCUCAAGCCGCGCCGAGAGGCCUCAAGGAUAUCAUCCGAAUGGAGCAAAUGGGGAUUCCCAACAUUCGUGUGUGA
This is a messenger RNA of Salvia splendens (bonfire salvia), 690 nucleotides long. RefSeq lists its product as uncharacterized. The transcript has a single exon. The record is from RefSeq and is a predicted model, not a curated record. Lineage: Eukaryota; Viridiplantae; Streptophyta; Magnoliopsida; Lamiales; Lamiaceae. Gene Ontology annotation, molecular function: RNA-DNA hybrid ribonuclease activity; nucleic acid binding. Bases 1 to 690 code for a protein of 229 amino acids.